Molecule: messenger RNA, 1357 nt
Organism: Danaus plexippus (monarch butterfly)
Lineage: Eukaryota; Metazoa; Arthropoda; Insecta; Lepidoptera; Nymphalidae
Exons: 6
Coding region: 97-1179 (360 amino acids)
Source: RefSeq, a predicted model, not a curated record
AAGCAGCUGUCAAUAAAUAUAAAAAUGAAAUCAUAGCUCAACAAAAAUGAUAAUACAGGAUUAAUAACUAUCUUAUUUAUUUAAUAAUAUGAAACCAUGACCGACCGCCUCCGUCAGAUCGCGCAAAAGGUGAAAGACAGAAUCUUUAUACCUCAACUAAAAGGUAGUAACAGUCGCGAAAGGGUCGAACACUUGAUCAGCAAAUAUGUCCCGGCUAAUAGAGUUACUGCUAUCGCCGAGAAGUUCAGACACGAAGGUGUCACCAACAAGGUUAAGGAACUGGUGUCUAGAUACGAGAAAUUCACAGGUAUCGAGGAAAUUAUGGCGAUACAGAACACGGUCGUCGAAGCACAGGAACGUUUCGUGACGGCCCAAGACCGUAGACGUGAUUUAGGACGUGAGCUAGCCGCAAUAGAUGCUAGAUUGAAGGAACUGCAUUCGGAAAUGCAGAAUACUAUGAAAGGCGAUGAAAAAUAUCUACAUCUCUGUACGGAGGAGCACAAGUUAAUAAUCCAGGAGCGUGCACUCCGAACACUUUUCUUUGAAGCUGAGAGGGAAGAGAGAGAAUUGUUUGCAACAAUGUCAGCGGCUGUGAAGCUGGGACACGAGAGGGAGAGGGCCCACGCUGAGAGAAAUAAAUAUUGGUAUAUUGUUGCUUCUAUACUUGGUACAGUUUUAGGGAUAGCGGGUUCGACCAUCAACAAUCAUCUCAAAAUGGCUGAAUUCCGUGAUAUGAUGGAACAGCAAAUGGCGAGAACAGCCAGCGUCCUGUACACAGUAGCUGGUGGAGGAGCCGCCAACAAGGCGGACAUAGCCGAAGCUAUGAAGACGGAAUUUGCUUACCAGGAGCAACUCGCAAACAACCUGACCGUAAUGCAGGAUAACAUCAACAAUCUCAUAAACAAGCAAUCGUCGCUGAUAGACCACUUGAAUCACCAAGAUCACGUGUUGGAAACUCAGAUGCGUGAAAUAAAACGGCUGAUACUGGCCGCGUCACAGAACAGCGCGAAAUCUGACGCUGAACUGGCCAAAGCCUUGUCCGCCGUCCACCACGAGCACGACAACGACGACGAGAACCACAUCGAAAAGGGCUUAGACUCUAAUCAGAUACUAACGGGCCUCGGCAUCGUGAUGUGCGCGGCGGUCAUCUUUAGUAACAUAUUCGGCCGUUUGAGUUGACUCAAGUGUUUCGCCUGUUAAUGUUUGUUGUUGCUUUAAAUUGUUUUUGUGAUUUUUGUUAUUGAUGUCGUCUGGCUGUGAGCUGAGCGCGGAUCGUCCUCGCCGCCGGCCGCUUGGUUUUAUAUAACAUUGUAAGCUUUAUAUAAAUGUUUAACAAACAAAUAUAUAGUAACUUUUU